Ailuropoda melanoleuca (giant panda) is the source of this 5109-nucleotide messenger RNA. RefSeq names its product transient receptor potential cation channel subfamily C member 6 (gene TRPC6). Gene Ontology annotation, cellular component: plasma membrane; cation channel complex. Gene Ontology annotation, biological process: single fertilization; calcium ion transmembrane transport; regulation of cytosolic calcium ion concentration. The record is from RefSeq and is a predicted model, not a curated record. The transcript is spliced from 13 exons. Lineage: Eukaryota; Metazoa; Chordata; Mammalia; Carnivora; Ursidae. Gene Ontology annotation, molecular function: store-operated calcium channel activity; protein binding; inositol 1,4,5 trisphosphate binding. Bases 150 to 2948 code for a protein of 932 amino acids.
CCCCCGCCUCAACUUGGUGCCCGGCGCGUGGGUCCGCCGGCGGCCAGUCGGACGGGGGUCGCGGGCCCCUGCGCGCCAGGUCUCUGCGCAUCCGCCGGCCGACGUGCCUUCGCGGAGCGCGGGUCCUCUGCCGGCAGGGCGCUCGCGCCAUGAACCAGAGCCCGGUGUUCGCGCCCCGCAGGGGCGGCUCUCCUCGGCGGGCAGCCGGGGCCGGCGCGCGGCGCAACGAGAGCCAGGACUACCUGCUCUUGGACUCGGAGCCUGGAGACGACGGCUGCCCUCAGCCCCCGCGGCCGGCCUACGGCUACUACCCCUGCCUCCGGGACACCGACAACAGACUGGCCCACCGGCGGCAGACGAUUCUCCGUGAGAAGGGGAGAAGGUUAGCUAACCGGGGACCAGCAUACAUGUUUAAUGAUCGCUCAACGAGCUUAUCUGCUGAGGAGGAACGUUUUUUAGAUGCUGCUGAAUAUGGCAACAUCCCGGUGGUGAGGAAGAUGUUGGAAGAAUGCCUCUCACUGAAUGUCAACUGUGUGGAUUACAUGGGCCAGAAUGCCCUGCAGCUGGCAGUGGCCAACGAGCAUCUGGAGAUCACAGAACUUCUUCUCAAGAAAGAAAACCUGUCUCGUGUUGGGGACGCCUUGCUUCUCGCUAUUAGUAAAGGUUACGUUCGGAUCGUGGAAGCCAUUCUCAGUCAUCCAGCUUUUGCAGAAGGCAAGAGGCUCGCCACCAGCCCCAGCCAGUCUGAACUGCAGCAGGACGACUUUUAUGCCUAUGAUGAAGACGGGACACGGUUCUCCCAUGAUGUGACGCCCAUCAUUCUGGCUGCCCACUGCCAGGAAUACGAAAUUGUGCACACCCUCUUGCGGAAGGGAGCUCGGAUCGAACGGCCACAUGAUUACUUCUGCAAGUGCAGUGAGUGCAACCAGAAACAGAAGCACGACUCCUUCAGCCACUCCAGAUCGAGGAUUAAUGCCUACAAGGGCCUGGCAAGUCCAGCUUACCUGUCACUGUCUAGUGAAGACCCAGUCAUGACAGCUUUAGAGCUGAGCAACGAGCUGGCGGUCCUGGCCAACAUUGAGAAAGAGUUCAAGAAUGACUACAAGAAGCUGUCGAUGCAGUGCAAAGACUUUGUCGUUGGGCUCCUUGAUCUGUGCAGAAAUACCGAAGAGGUGGAGGCCAUCCUGAAUGGGGACGUUGAAGUGCGCCACAGCGGGGGAGAUCCCGGCCGUCCAAAUCUCAGCCGUUUAAAACUUGCCAUUAAAUACGAAGUAAAAAAAUUUGUAGCGCACCCAAACUGUCAGCAGCAACUUCUGUCCAUCUGGUAUGAGAACCUGUCCGGUCUACGGCAGCAGACGAUGGCGGUGAAGUUUCUGGUGGUCCUUGCGGUGGCCGUCGGAUUGCCCUUCCUGGCUCUCAUCUACUGGUUUGCUCCGUGCAGCAAGAUGGGAAAGAUCAUGCGCGGACCGUUCAUGAAGUUCGUGGCUCAUGCCGCCUCCUUUACCAUCUUUCUGGGACUGCUAGUCAUGAACGCGGCUGACAGAUUCGAGGGCACCAAACUCCUUCCCAAUGAAACCAGCACAGAUAAUGCAAAGCAGCUGUUCAGGAUGAAGACGUCCUGCUUCUCGUGGAUGGAGAUGCUCAUUAUAUCCUGGGUAAUAGGCAUGAUAUGGGCUGAAUGUAAAGAAAUUUGGACGGAGGGCCCCAAGGAGUACUUGUUUGAGUUGUGGAAUAUGCUUGAUUUUGGCAUGUUAGCGAUCUUUGCGGCAUCAUUCAUUGCAAGAUUCAUGGCAUUUUGGCACGCUUCCAAAGCCCAGCGCAUCGUUGAUGCGAAUGAUACUCUGAAGGACUUGACCAAAGUCACACUGGGAGACAACGUGAGAUAUUACAACUUGGCCAGGAUCAAGUGGGACCCCUCUGACCCUCAAAUCAUAUCUGAAGGUCUUUAUGCAAUUGCUGUAGUUCUGAGUUUCUCAAGAAUAGCUUAUAUUUUACCAGCCAACGAAAGCUUCGGGCCCCUGCAGAUAUCGCUCGGGAGAACAGUGAAGGACAUCUUCAAGUUCAUGGUCAUCUUCAUCAUGGUGUUCGUGGCCUUCAUGAUCGGGAUGUUCAACCUCUACUCGUACUACAUCGGUGCAAAGCAAAACGAAGCUUUCACGACAGUGGAGGAGAGCUUUAAGACACUGUUCUGGGCUAUCUUUGGACUUUCUGAAGUGAAGUCAGUGGUCAUCAACUAUAAUCACAAAUUCAUUGAAAACAUCGGUUAUGUUCUUUAUGGAGUCUAUAAUGUCACAAUGGUCAUUGUUUUGCUAAAUAUGCUAAUUGCAAUGAUCAACAACUCCUUCCAGGAAAUUGAGGAUGACGCUGAUGUGGAAUGGAAAUUCGCAAGGGCCAAACUUUGGUUUUCCUACUUUGAGGAGGGAAGAACUCUACCUGUUCCCUUCAACCUGGUGCCAAGUCCAAAGUCCCUGUUUUAUCUCUUACUGAGACUUAAAAAAUGGAUUUCUGAGAUGUUCCAGGGCCAUAAGAAAGGUUUCCAGGAGGAUGCAGAGAUGAACAAGAGAAAUGAAGAAAAGAAAUUUGGAAUUUUGGGAAGUCAUGAAGACCUUUCAAAAUUACCACUUGACAAAAAACAGCUUGGGCAUAGUAAACAAUCAAGUGUAAGGAGCUCAGAAGAUUUCCAGUUAAACAGUUUCAAUAAUCCUCCAAGACGGUAUCAGAAAAUUAUGAAGAGGCUCAUUAAAAGAUAUGUACUGCAAGCCCAGGUAGAUAAAGAGAGUGACGAAGUGAACGAAGGGGAACUGAAGGAAAUUAAACAGGACAUCUCAAGCCUCCGUUAUGAACUCCUUGAAGAAAAAACUCAGAAUUCAGAAGACCUAGCAGAACUAAUUAGAAAACUUGAAGAGAAAUUAUCAAUGGAACCAAAUCAAGAGGAAAGCAAUAGAUAAUGCAAAGACUUCCUUUAAAAAUCGUAUUUAUUUGUCCACUUGAAGCCAUAUUAUUUUCCAAUUUAUUUUUUUAAGUGCCAGUGUGACCACCUUUUAAACAAGAAAAUAGCCCAAAGAUAACUUGAGUCAUCCCAUCCUUGGAAACCCUGAUAUUUAAUAUUUUUGGUGAUUGAAUUUCUUUGUUCAGGCUAAAGUUUGCAGAUUAUGAUGGAAAUUGUGCCCGGAUGUUUGAUGGUUGUUUUUAUUAACUGCUUUCUUGGGUAUAACUAUUGCGAUGAUGUGAUUCUGUGUCCUGUCUGCCUGGGGACAUCCCCUGUGCCAUUUCCUUUAAAGGUGACUUCAGGUAACGUCUUGCCUGCUUUAUGGCUCCCAUGAUGGUGAUUUCCAGCCCUGAAACCUAGGGAAAGAUGAUCUAUGGCUAUUUGGAGAAAGCUGUUGAAUUAUCUCUGCUUGGCCCCCACAGACUAUGAUUGGGAAUAUCUGGGCAAAAGGCGAUUAAAUCUUUCCUGAACUCCCUGAUUCAUCUCGCUGAAAAUAUUACACUUAACAGUGAAAAAGUGCUUCCUUUACUGAGCCCUGAAAACACGAUUUAGUGUGUGUGUGUGUCUGUGUGUGUGCUCACACAAAUGUGUAUGAAAUGCUUGUCCUGUUUUCUUUUGCAGCCAAUACAGACUCUCAGCCCCUCCUUAUGUUACAGUUUUUUACUGUGCCUGAAAGAUUAUUGACCAGAUAAGAACCCUUUAUUGGAGAAGUAUCAAAGUCACAAAUGAUGGGGGUGAUUCGGUCCAAUGAUAGUGUAGUUUUGCGCCAUUUCUGAGGGCAGUUACAGGGGAAUUCCCACAUUUGGCAUCGAGUAUAAAGGGAAAGGCGUUGUUCUUACCGGUGGUUUGAGGCAGGAUCUAAAACAACACAAGAGAGAAAUGAACGUUCAUCUGUGCGAUUCGACAAACUGCCAACAUUUGAAUGACUGUGGCCAUUAACUGCCGGUGUUGCUUUAAAUUCAACGAAGGGAGGCUUCACAUGCAAAUUUUUAACUUCAUUCUAGAGAUAAAAUGGUCACAAAAAUCUAGUUAGCCCUAACGUUGGCUUAAUUUAAAUCAAAGAAGCUUUAUGUAACCAGAUCAGGAAAUGCAUCUGAAAUUUUACAUCCAGUGAUUUUGUAUUUGUGGGUAUUAUUUAUUGAGAAGUUGUUUAGUACUAAUACAGAAAAGGUGUACAUUCAAACGUUUUGUGACAAUAUUUGAAUCAGAAGCUGUAAAAACGAGCCUCGUACCAAAGACGCUAUGAGCACAUUAAAAUAAUCCAGUGUCCACAACGCUUGUGUGUUGUGCUGAGCCAGAGGUAGGCCUCCGUGCCAAGGGGCGCUCGGGCCGCAAAGGGGCUCGACUCCAGGGAAUCGAGAAGAGACCCUCACGCUCCCCAGUGUCUUUAAGUCAGGCUGACCUGACAAGAUACAGGUUUUGGGAAGUGCAACAGGCACGACUACAGCUCUCCCGGUAAAACACUGCCGGCGGCAGCUGUGCACGACUCAGAAGCGUUGGUAGGUCCUCCAGGCGCACGUUCUCCUCCAAGUGCAGCUGGGUCGGCCCUGCUUCUGAUUUCCUUUCGAUUGGAACGUGAAAAGAGAAGCCAACUGUAUGUUAAGAAAGGUUUUAAAAAUUGCAACGAGCUUAAUUAAAGGCACACUGUCUGUCAGAGAUGGUCACAAGCAUGACUACAUCAGUCUCAGGCCCGUUGGCUGUAAAUCCUGUAUUCAUGUUGCAGUCAGCCUAACCUUUAAAAAUAAAGUGAUUCCUCUGUUGAAAUGUAUUUAUCCAACCUGUUCUCUCUGCCAUAUUUCUCUUCUCAGAUUUGGUGCUUUCUGGAGGCUGGGGCAGCCCAGUGACGUCUAACUGUGACCACGCGGGUCCUCUGUGAGGGCCGAGCCAGUCACGCCUCCUACUACCACCGAUCAAAACCAAGUCCCUGUAUUUGUAUGACCAGGCCUAGUUUUACUCUCUGCUGUUCUCCUUAUGCCAAAGCUGAGAAAUAACACAGAUUCAGGAUGAUUUUACUAGGCAUAGCCAGUGAAUUACCAGAACCUACUAUCUGCUUAAAACGUUGCCAGGGACUAAAAAGAAUGAAAAAUGAGUGUCUGAACUCAGGGAGCUUGCAGCCAAAU